AUGACACUCAAAUUGCUUAUGAAUUCGACAUGGGGGUAUUCCAUUAAGAAACCUCAAAAGAUGAAGAGUAAACACUAUGAGAAGGUCGACAACUUUGUUGAAAGGUUUUCUCCUUUUGUUUUGAAGUACGAAUUCACUCAAGGUCAAAGUGGCUUAGUAACCACAUUAAAACCUAUUGUCGAACAUUGGUCUUACCCUCAGUUCGCAAAAGCAGUCCUUGACGAGUACAACAAAUUCUUCUCCGAAGUCAAAUCCAAAGUGAAGGUUUACUAUGAGAACAUUGACGCACUCAUGACGAACGAAGAAGGAUACAACAAACUCAUUGAAAUGGGAAUGGUCGGUGAAAAGAUGGGCUGUUUUAAGCUAGAUAAGGUAUUUUCCGAAGUUCAUGUAAUAUCGAAAAGGAAAUAUUGGGGCAUACUUGAAGACGGCACAGAAAUAAAACAUUGCAUGAAGUAA
Molecule: messenger RNA, 459 nt
Organism: Trichomonas vaginalis G3
Lineage: Eukaryota; Parabasalia; Trichomonadida; Trichomonadidae
Product: DNA/RNA polymerases family
Exons: 1
Coding region: 1-459 (152 amino acids)
Source: RefSeq, a predicted model, not a curated record